Theobroma cacao (cacao) is the source of this 2102-nucleotide messenger RNA. Its product is annotated as Pseudouridine synthase family protein. Gene Ontology annotation, cellular component: nucleus. The record is from RefSeq and is a predicted model, not a curated record. NCBI's taxonomy places the organism in Eukaryota, Viridiplantae, Streptophyta, Magnoliopsida, Malvales, Malvaceae. Gene Ontology annotation, molecular function: pseudouridine synthase activity; RNA binding. Gene Ontology annotation, biological process: tRNA modification; mRNA pseudouridine synthesis.
GCCCAAAACCUAACCUCCAAAUAAAAUCCUAUGGAAAUUGUUGAUGGUCAAUACCGGUGUUUGACAGGAGCUCUGCCAAAAUCUACCAAAGGCUCUCUGCUAAAAGCCUAAAAGCCUGCCAAAACCCUGAACCCAAGAGACAAAAGAAAUCUGUAGAGCUUCAAACUUCGAAACUUCACCAUUGGCAAAAUCCCUUUCUGUAACCUCAAUGUCGCUUCUUUUCCUACGGCCAAAACUCGUCUCUUUUUUCACAGCAACUCAGUCCCUUCGCCUGUUGUCAUCAAAAUCCAAUAAUCUCAACAAAAAAUUGAUCUUUUCAAAGCCACUUUCUUCUAUUUUCUUCUCCACAACAUCUACUCCUUACCCGCUCCAAUAUGAUAUGAUCAUCAAUGCCCCAACUCAGUCCCAACCCACUCCAACUCGCCGCCGACUCAGUCGACCAGACUCACCCAACUCAGCUGAGGAAGAGAACCCAGAAAAAGAAUUGGGUUUUGAUUCAUGGGUAGAAAAGAAACUGACUUUGGAUGAUGAAAUGGACAAGUCUAAGCGGAAAUAUUAUAGAAAGAGAAGGAAAAGAAUGUAUGGGUCUGAUUCUGAAGAUGAUGAAAAGGGGAAAAAUGAAGAUGGGUUUGUUGAAUUGAAGCCUAAAGUUGUAGAAUUCGAUAGGUUACAUGAGAGGGAAGAAGAGCUUUAUUUUUAUGAUACAUUUGCAUAUCCUUGGGAAAAAGAUAAGCAUUAUAAAAUGGUUUAUCAAUUGGAGAAGAAGUAUUUUCCUGACCAGUGUUUUGAUAAGGCUUUUCUCGAACCUGGAAAGUCAAAUGAGAAAAACAAAGAUCAGGGAAAAAGUAAAAAACCUGGUGAUGAUAAGGAGGUGGAGGAUAAAGGAUUGGUGUUUUUUGAGGAAGAGGGAAAUUCUGGUAAGGAUGUGAAAAAGGAGGUUACUGAGAAGAAGGUGGAGGAGUUUUUUAAGUGUUUGAAGAAAGUUCCCUAUAACGAUACUGAGGUUAGUGCUGGGGAGCCUUACCUUGUUAGUAGGAAUACUGAGCUUCCCCCGAGAUGGGAUGGUCAGUACGGAACGGUAGUUUUGGUGAAUAAGCCUAAAGGAUGGACCUCAUUUACAGUUUGUGGGAAGCUGCGUCGCUUGAUCAAAGUGAAAAAGGUAGGGCAUGCUGGAACACUUGAUCCUAUGGCAACUGGUCUAUUGAUUGUAUGUGUUGGUAAAGCCACUAAGUUCGUAGAGAGAUAUCAAGGAAUGAUAAAGGGAUAUAGUGGAGUUUUUCGCUUAGGGGAGGCUACUUCAACUUGGGAUGCUGAUUCACCGGUUAUUCAACGUGAGCCUUGGGAGCAUAUCAAAGAUGAGGACAUAAAAAAAACUGCUGCAUCCUUCUUGGGGGAGAUAUGGCAAGUUCCUCCAAUGUUUUCUGCCAUCAAGGUUGGAGGUGAAAAGAUGUAUGACAAAGCAAGAAGAGGAGAAAGUAUUGAACUGUCACCCAGACGAAUUUCAAUUUUUCACUUUGACAUUGAGCGUAGCUUAGAAGACAGACAAAACUUGAUUUUCCGGGUCACAUGUUCAAAAGGAACAUAUAUCCGAUCAUUAUGUGCAGAUCUUGGGAAGGCUUUGGGCAGUUGUGCUCAUUUGACUGCUCUGCGAAGAGAUUCAAUCGGAGAAUAUUCAGCAGAUGACGCAUGGGAGUUCAAGGAACUAGAAGAGGCAAUCACUAAAGGUUAUUUCUAACUUGUAGUUGCACCCUUCUGCAUGUCAAAAAGCUUCAGAGACAUAACACUGAUGAUCAAUCAGGACUGAAAGCAGCAAUCUCCGGCAUUGGACUUAUUGAACUUUUCCUCCACCUUAUUCAUUUGUAACAAUAAAAAUUGUAAUAGCAUUCAGUUACAGAUGUAGUUAUAUCGUAUUAUGUUCAUUUUUUGGCAAGUUCUACAAGAUAAUGUUCAAGUUUGUAAAGAUUUUUCAUUUCCCGAGGUGAUUGUCUCACAUGAACGCUUAGCAAUCUAAGGGCAACUGCAAAUUUGAAAUCCUGUAGAACUUUGUAUUAUAUCAGAACUCAUCAAUGAGUACUUGUGGCAGCCUGUUAUUAGAACCUUUA